AUGUUUACAAACCAAAGGCUUAUCCGUCCUACGCUUGCUUGUGUAGCACGAAGGGUUUCACCCGCUUUCUUUCAUAGCUCAAUUGUAAGACGUUCUGGACAAAUUCUGGACGGUAAUCAUGAUACAUUCGACAAGAUGGUUAUAGAAGCGAAAGGGCCCGUUAUAGUCGAUUUUUACGCAGAUUGGUGUGGACCUUGCAAGGCGUUGACGCCUAUCCUUGAACAAGUUGUGAAAGAAAAUAAAAAAGUCGAUCUCGUAAAACUUAACACUGAUGAAAACCCGGAUCUCGCGGCAAAAUAUAAGAUCACAUCACUUCCAACAGUAUAUGCAUUCCACAAUGGUAAAUCGAUAAACCAUUUCAUCGGUGUAAAACCUCUGGGAGAGAUUAAGGCCUUUGUAGCAAAAGCCGCAUCAUUAAGCAAAUGA
Molecule: messenger RNA, 426 nt
Organism: Funneliformis mosseae
Lineage: Eukaryota; Fungi; Glomeromycota; Glomeromycetes; Glomerales; Glomeraceae
Source: the annotation of a GenBank genome assembly